AUGAAGUAAGAGAGAGGGAGAGUAGAGCCGCCUCUCGUCUCGGGUCUUUGGGGUUGCGUACUCCCCCUCCCUUUUGGCGCCCUCUUUCUCUCUCUCUGCCCUUUUUAUUCACACAGCGCGAUUCAUGUCAUUUUGGCGCUCUUGACUCUCUCUCUAGGAAGACUUACUCUGGUGUUCACUCUCUCUCUCCUCUGUCCUCUCCAAUGGCGUCUGAACAGGAGUUGCAGGCAAUCAAGGGCGCCAAAGUUUUAAUGGUUGGAGCUGGUGGCAUUGGUUGCGAGCUUCUCAAGACUCUUGCCCUAUCUGGGUUUGAAGAUAUUCAUAUCAUUGACAUGGAUACAAUUGAAGUGAGCAACUUGAACAGGCAGUUUUUGUUUCGCCAAUGUCAUGUUGGGCAGUCGAAGGCCAAGGUCGCACGUGAAGCAGUAUUGAAAUUUAGGCCCAACAUAAAUAUUACUGCACACCAUGCGAAUGUCAAGAAUUCUGAGUUCAAUGUAGAUUUCUUCAAGCAAUUCAAUGUGGUUCUAAAUGGCCUUGAUAACUUGGACGCAAGGAGGCAUGUCAAUCGGUUGUGCUUGGCUGCUGGUGUUCCGUUAGUUGAAAGUGGAACUACUGGAUUCUUGGGCCAGGUGACUGUUCAUGUUAAGGGUCAGACAGAGUGCUAUGAAUGCCAACCGAAACCUACUCCCAAGACAUAUCCAGUCUGCACUAUUACUAGUACUCCAACAAAGUUUGUGCAUUGUAUUGUCUGGGCAAAGGAUCUCCUCUUUGCCAAGUUGUUUGGAGAUAGAACGCAAGAUAAUGAUCUCAAUGUGCACUCAGCGGAUGCUACAAAUUCGUCAAAAAAUAAUGAAGAUAUAUCUGUCCAACGAGAUGAUGAAGAUUGUGAGAAAUAUGGAAAAAGAAUAUACGAUCAUGUGUUUGGAUAUAACAUUGAUUUGGCUCUCUCUAAUGAAGAAACCUGGAAAAACAGAAAUAAACCAAAGCCAAUAUAUAUUAAAGAUGUCCUGCCUGAGCCAGGCAUGCAUCAAAAUGGCACAAAUAAUACACUGGACAUAACGGAUAAAUCAUCACUUUCAGCAAUGCAUUCUUUGGGGCUCAUGAAUCCACAAGAUACUUGGACUCUUGCUGAGAACAGCAAGGUUUUCUUGGAGGCUCUGUCAUUGUUUCUUAAGAAGCGAGAGAAGGAUAUUGGGAGCCUCAGCUUUGAUAAAGAUGACCAACUAUCUGUAGAGUUUGUUACUGCUGCUGCUAAUGUCAGGGCUGCUUCAUUUGGCAUUCCCAUGCACAGCCUUUUUGAAUCAAAAGGAAUUGCUGGUAACAUCGUACAUGCUAUUGCCACAACGAAUGCAGUUAUUGCUGGCUUGAUUGUGAUUGAAGCAAUUAAGGUGCUGAAAAAUGCUGCUAACAGCUUUAGAAUGACAUACUGUGUGGAGCAUCCCUUGAAAAAGAUGCUUCUAAUGCCAGUAGAGCCAUUUGAGCCUAAUAAAUCCUGUUACGUAUGUUCCGAGAUGCCCCUCACACUAGAGGUCAAUACCCAUAAGACAAAGCUUCGGGAGAUUGUUGAGAAAAUUGUGAAAAAUAAGCUUGGGGUAAAUUUGCCGAUCAUUAUGCAUGGGUCUACCUUGAUAUUUGAGACUGGUGAUGAUCUAGAAGAAGAUAUGGUUGCCAAUUAUGCCCUCAAUCUUGAGAAGGCACUAUGUGACCUUCCUUCUCCAGUCACUAGUGGGACAGUCCUUACUGUUGAAGAUUUUCAGCAAGAAUUCACAUGCAGUAUCAACAUCACACACAGAGAAGAAUUUGAUGAUGAGAAGGAACCCGAAGGAAUGGUGCUCUUAGGACUGACACCUGAUCUAUAUGAGAAACCGUCUAAAGUUGCUACAACUGAGGAAAGCACAUCCAUGGCGCCCCAAGAAAAACCAGCCACUGUAUCCGAUUCUGAUGAUGAGAUAGAAAUUGUUGUACUCGAAGAGUCUAACCGCUUUGCAGGGUCUAAGAGGAAGUUGGUUGAGACAUCAAUCACAAAUAGUCAUGAUCCCAAGGGAAAAGAUGGCAUCAAUGUGGCAAAUGAUGUGGGAAAAUUGGAUGAUGGUCAUGACGAUGAAGUGGUCGUUAUGAAAGCUUGUAACGAGGAUGUUAGGAAAAAAGCAAAGUUGGUGUAAAACAUCUGGUGGAGUCAUGAACUGAUGAACAUGUAUCUGUCCAUGCUAAUUUUGUAAAGUAGUUGGGGCAUUCUUUCGCCCUUGAGUUCUUGGAUCCAGGAAAAAUCAACCUUCGACUGUAAAUGAUGAAGGGAGAAGUUCAUUUUGGGGUGAGGUUGAUCGACAAACUGACGUAGUCUCUGUAAUUUAAGUCUAAAGAGUUACAUUGCAAUGAAUUAUUCAGUCAUUUAUCAGUUUUGGAAUCAAUGGGGAUUGAUACAUAUGUAAAGAGAUGUCCAUCCCUUUGAGUGAAAGCCCUCUGUGGUUUCCGGUUUGUACUCUCUCUCUCUCUCUCGCCCUCUCUGUUAAAUGCAUUAAAUGCAUGUUUGUACUAUCUCUCUCUCGCUCUCUCUGUAUAAUAAGCAAAAAGCACCAAAUCCAGGUGUUUUUGGAUGAUCUA
This is a messenger RNA of Amborella trichopoda, 2601 nucleotides long. It is a transcript of the gene SAE2, whose product is annotated as SUMO-activating enzyme 2. NCBI's taxonomy places the organism in Eukaryota, Viridiplantae, Streptophyta, Magnoliopsida, Amborellales, Amborellaceae. Gene Ontology annotation, molecular function: SUMO activating enzyme activity. Gene Ontology annotation, cellular component: SUMO activating enzyme complex; cytoplasm. The record is from RefSeq and is a predicted model, not a curated record. Gene Ontology annotation, biological process: protein sumoylation.